AUGCCGGGAGGGAAUAGAAAUUUGCGUUCGACGCUACGACGACGUUCGGUUACCGUUGCAUUGGAAGAGCCAUCGGAAGAUGUUGACGUGGGAGGAGGAAUAGGUGAUAGCGGAGUUCAUGAGCUGGUCGAUGUUGAGGGUGAUGCACCACCUAACUUUCCUCAGGAAACGGCACCAACAACCAGUAAAACUAAACUUUGCAAGCGAGAGAUCGAUGAAGAUGAGGAUGAAAAUCAGCCAGUAAUGAAAAUCCGUCGUAUCACGACGCCAGCAUAUGCAAUUCGACGAAUUGAUCGGCGUGUUUGGCCGAGCGAAGUACCUCGAAAAAAUUAUAAUUAUGGGAAAACCACAGCAUAUAGCGUAAGAAAGGAACAAGAAUUGGCACCCAAUCCAAAUAAUCCUCAUUUCUGUUUUACGGGUCAUCAGCGUUUAUAUCCAUAUCGGUUUUAUCUCGACCUUAUCCGUAGAGCGAAAAGAGAUCCUUCAAUCAUCAGUUUGGAUAUGCCAAAAUUAAGACCUGUAGGGGGAACAAUAAUUGUCUAUGACUGUCAUGGUAUCGACCAAAAUCGAGCCCUUCACAAUGAUGGCUAUCGCUGGGGCCGCUCGAAAGGUGUGAAACUGAUUCAGAGUGUUGGCAAUAGACUUGUACGCACAUAUCAUUUUCUGUAUGAUCCGAAUAAUCCGGCUGGAGAUCCGAGUUUUAAGAAAUACCGUUUUUCGUUGAAAGGUGAAAAUUAUGGCGUAAUGGUCAUGCAUUAUAUCGGUGACGAAAAGCAUGCGGCGGAAGUUUCAGCUAGAUGCAUGCGGAACAAUGAUCCAAUGGCUAUGUUAGCAUAUAGUGAAGCACAACAGGGAGUUGAAGAUUUGCAUUCGUUAAACUUGUUGCCAUUACCUAUGUUAAAUGAACACUCAUCUGAAGAAGAGCGAAACAAAUUUCGUCAAACUUUGUUAUCCAAUAUUCAGGGCCUUCAACGGCAGUUAUUGUAUGAAAAUGAAGAAACUUUUGUGGAAAGAGUUGAAUUUGAUGACUGUGGUGUGAGUGUAGUUUAUUUGUUUUGCUAUCCAUUGGUGGAACAGUUAAUUGCUGUGGCAGGUUAUUUGCAACAAGGCACUCCGUUCCGUACCGUUCAGCUUUUUUACCAUACUGAACCAGUCACUGUCGAUUAUCACCUUUCUACGCUUUCGUUCGUACAUCCAUUUUUUGAAGGUGACCAAGUGUUACCCAUAGCUUUCAUGAUCAGCUCGACUGCAUCACCGGACCGUUGUGAUGAUCAUGACAGUUUUUUGUCAACAUUAUACGAUAGAUUUAAUGAGCUUCUUAAUGGGCGUUUUGUGAUUAUCACCGGCCAGAGCUUGUGUUUCACCCCGGAUGCUUUUCCGGUUGCCGAACACAUUCGGUGCUGGGAUGAUUUCAAAAGAGUGAAACUCAGUUAUAUUGAAACUCUUUUUGGAGGAGCUAAUUUGAAUGAAUAUGCCAGUGAUAUGAAUAUUUUGAUGAGCUGUACUUAUGAAAAACUUUUCGAUGAGAUGUGGGGAAAAAUAAGUGCAUGCAAACGUUAUACUGAACGGCCAGAUGUAUACAGUUAUUUUGAUAAUGUUUGGAGUGAUUUUAAAUUUACUAGUUCCAUCUGGCAUUUGAAGAACUGCGGUGUUCCAGAUGCUGACAAGGGUAUAACUUGGCGACCGUGUAAAGGUUUAAGUAAGCUUGUUUCGCAGCUCUGUGAUAGUAACGCUCUGCUUGAUACUAUUAUUAUAUCACUGUUUUUAUUGUCAAAUGCAUAUCGAAGGUUGUUUAUUGCUGGACUGCAUCAGUCAGGUGCAUGGAGAUUGAAGAAAUGUUACAGGGAGCGUUUUCAGCAGAGUCAUUUGAAGUUACCUAAAUUACCGUAUGCACCAGCCAUGGAAAAUAUUGUGAUGACCUCAUUCAGUAUGUGUCCAAAUCGUCCUUACAAACGGUUGUCGCAUGACGGAGUAAAUGAUGGUUCAACAUUGUCGACGUGUCUUGAUAAUGAGUAUCAAAAUCAUCCUAGUUCUCUGUCUAACCAAAUUGACUUACCUUCUACAAGUUCUUUAUUCUGGGAAGGGCAUCCUGAAUCAAAUUUUGAGUUUAUUAUCGAUGCCGAUGAUUCGCGCUUACCAUAUUCUAGAAACGCAUAUGUACGUUUGGUUAGUCCAAUGACUUUUGCGGUUCGAGCAAGAGAUGGUUCACCACAUAUUGUAGAGGCCACACAUCGUGAUGAUCUCGAUUCAUUGCAGUGGUACUGUAGUUGCGGGCUAAGGCAACGGUGCAGUCAUAUCGCUAGUGUUAUGUUAGUUCUUCAAUCCUUGUAUUGA
Molecule: messenger RNA, 2334 nt
Organism: Brugia pahangi
Lineage: Eukaryota; Metazoa; Nematoda; Chromadorea; Rhabditida; Onchocercidae
Source: the annotation of a GenBank genome assembly